AUGGCCCUCCUAGACGGCAUCGGAUACAAGGUUCUCAACAUUGUCGUGUUCGCCCUCACCUUUGGGUCCAACCUCUACAAUGUCAUUGGUCCCCACCACUCGUACUCCGGACUGCAUGACACUUACGUCACGCCGUCGGCGUACGCCUUCUGGAUCUGGACGCUCAUCCACAUGCUUCUCUUCUGCAUGAUCAUCUACCAGUUCACAGACCGCGGCAAGGCCAUCAUCGUCGACCGCAUCCAGUACCGCUUCGCCGUGCUCGGUCUGCUCAACACGGCCUUCAUCUGGCUCACACUGCGCGGGUUUUACAUUACCGCGUUCAUCGUUAUGCUGCUUGUCGCCGGCUCCGUCUCGCAGAUCUACUUUAUCAUCAACGCGGACACGGAAGAGUGCACCCUCCCCACUGAGCUGUUCAUUCACCUUCCCUUCAGCUUUUACCACGGCUGGACGGUGGUGCUGACUGUUCUCGCGCUGUUCCAGGCGUUUGGUGUUGAUGCCGACACGCACAAGGCCGGGGUCUGGACCAAGAUCUUCGUGUUCCUCUCGUUCCUCUUCCUCGAGUCGACUGCAGCCGGGUACGCCUUCGCCACGGCUUCGGGCGACCCCGCCGGCGCAGCCGUCAUCUCAUGGGCCCUCUUCUCCAUCUACCUGCACCAGACCGUCCCCUUCAUCAAGUGGUCGGCGUUCGCGUUCUUCAUCCUCUCGCUCUUCGCUGUGAUCAAGGCCGUCUAUUCGUCCUUCCGUGCCGGCCGCUCCAUCCUCCACGACGAGGAGCGUGCGCCCCUCAUUGCGGGCGCAGCCGACUAA
This is a messenger RNA of Cutaneotrichosporon cavernicola, 807 nucleotides long. RefSeq lists its product as uncharacterized. The record is from RefSeq and is a predicted model, not a curated record. NCBI's taxonomy places the organism in Eukaryota, Fungi, Basidiomycota, Tremellomycetes, Trichosporonales, Trichosporonaceae. Bases 1 to 807 code for a protein of 268 amino acids. The transcript has 4 exons.